AUGUCUUCUACUACCCUUUACUCUCCUAUCUACAAAGCCUCUGAUGUAGGCAACACCGCCAGGGAUCCAUUCGGUAUUCUUCCAUUCAAUAGGAGGAUACGUGAAACCAAGAAUGUCGUUCUGGAAUUCAAAUUUGGGCGCUUACAGCCCUGGAGCUGGCCUCUAAACAACAGUGUCAUCGUUCCCCCAGCAGAUCUCCAAGACUAUCGUCGUACUCAUUUAAUGCGAUUUCCACAAUGUCUUUGUGGUAUCAACAAGGAGGCUGGCGAUCCUACCGUCAAUACGGAAUCUGUUGUUUUCCAAAUGGUUAGUGGGGGGCUACAGGGCUGUAUUGUGGCGGCUUGUGUUAAUCGAAGCUGCAAAUACUUCAUUAAUCUUGAUAGAAUCUUUCGGGACACAUCUUCACCUGAGUUCCGUGUAUGUGAAUACCCGCUUCGUACUGCUGGAGAGCUUCCACCGCCCCCACUUGUCUUUGAUGCUAAUGAUUUCAAGUAUGAGGACGAUGUGCCUUCAAGUUCACCUCCAUCUAUUCUUCGGAUGAGUCCAUCCAAACGUUUAAAGUGGCUAGAGGACGAGUCUAUUGCAAACUCCACGUACACAAGAUAUCUUAAGCGAAAACACGAGUUUCCAUCUACUCCAGAAAGCUCUCAACAAGCUAUUAAGCGCCAGCGACUUGAGCUUUCUGGAUCUGGAUCCUCGUCUUCAAAAGGAAACGCUCAAGCAUUAAGACCCUUGAGUUCCUAUCUUCGAAAGGCAAGCCCUCCGGCACCUUCUGAAGUCGGAAUUGUUACCCUUUUAUUAUCUUUGGACGACAACGGCCUCUCAAUGCGAGAGUUUCAACAAAUCUGCGUUGUUUGUAAUGCAUGUAAUAACUGGGUUGGCACUCCAAGUGCUUUAGAGAAGCAUUAUUGCUCGAGGAUUGCGCAUGCCCAGUCUGACGAUGUUUUUAUUGAUCUUACUUCGGAUUUGGAUGACUAA
Molecule: messenger RNA, 978 nt
Organism: Psilocybe cubensis
Lineage: Eukaryota; Fungi; Basidiomycota; Agaricomycetes; Agaricales; Agrocybaceae
Exons: 6
Coding region: 1-978 (325 amino acids)
Source: RefSeq, a predicted model, not a curated record